Molecule: messenger RNA, 500 nt
Organism: Telopea speciosissima
Lineage: Eukaryota; Viridiplantae; Streptophyta; Magnoliopsida; Proteales; Proteaceae
Product: NHP2-like protein 1
Exons: 5
Coding region: 45-431 (128 amino acids)
Biological process (GO): ribosome biogenesis; maturation of SSU-rRNA; mRNA splicing, via spliceosome
Cellular component (GO): box C/D methylation guide snoRNP complex; precatalytic spliceosome; nucleolus
Molecular function (GO): RNA binding
Source: RefSeq, a predicted model, not a curated record
GAGAACUGAAAAACCCUAGUUUUGCUGGUCUUCUAUCAUUGGAAAUGACCGCCGAAGCCGUGAAUCCGAAAGCAUACCCGCUGGCCGAUGCCCAGCUUACAAUAACCAUAAUGGACCUUAUUCAACAAGCUGCGAACUACAAACAGCUCAAAAAGGGUGCUAAUGAAGCUACCAAGACCCUGAAUAGGGGCAUUUCAGAGUUUAUAGUAAUGGCAGCCGAUACGGAGCCGCUUGAAAUUCUUCUCCACCUUCCUCUACUCGCCGAAGAUAAGAAUGUGCCGUAUGUAUUUGUACCUUCUAAGCAAGCCCUUGGCAGAGCAUGUGGAGUCACUAGACCAGUGAUUGCUUGUUCUGUGACAAGCAACGAGGGAAGCCAGUUGAAAUCUCAAAUACAGCAAUUGAAGGAUGCGAUUGAAAAACUCCUAAUCUGAAAUAUUGAAUGAUGCCAUUUUGGCAUAAUGGGCCUCUCAGAUCCUGUAACUCAUCCAGUGAAGGCCAGG